GUUAUCUAAUUGAUUUUCCAUGUUUAUCUCCGUCGUGUGGAAUAGAAGUAGAUAAUAAAUGGGUGAAGUAUUUAUACAAAGACAUUAUAAAUGUAGAACAUCCAACUAUGGCAAUAACUGGAAUGUUAUUUCCUAUUUUCAGAUUUCCUCUUUAUGGAAUUCAGGUGAGAUUUUUCCUAUCGUAUUUGAAAGAAAAUGUUUCAACAACUAAAGAAGACAUGAUGAAAGACAUCACGAACCAUGUAAAGACGCUUGACAAACCCAACCUUCGUGCUCACGAAAUGACUCUGGAUCGAAUCGAUAAGUACUUUGAUGACCUUGCCGAGAGCGGAAAAAUCCAGAAACUCAAACCAGUAUUCAUUAAGCUUUUCAAACACAUAUGGAAGGACAGGCAGGAUCAAAGAAACCUUUCUUAUGAUCUAGUAAAUGAUGAGGAAUUUGUCGAAAGGAGCAACUAA
Leptinotarsa decemlineata (Colorado potato beetle) is the source of this 458-nucleotide messenger RNA. Its product is annotated as senecionine N-oxygenase-like. NCBI's taxonomy places the organism in Eukaryota, Metazoa, Arthropoda, Insecta, Coleoptera, Chrysomelidae. The record is from RefSeq and is a predicted model, not a curated record. Gene Ontology annotation, molecular function: NADP binding; flavin adenine dinucleotide binding; N,N-dimethylaniline monooxygenase activity.